UGUUUCUUCAUAGGUGUUAAUGGCAGCAAAAACAAUUAUGGAUAGUGGAGAGAAAUUAACCUUACCACUGAUAGGGAAACUCUUAAAGUUUCAACUUCUCCAGAUUAAAUCGAAGGACCAGCAGCGACGGGAAAACGAAAAGAAGGUGACAGAAGACAGAUUUAAGUUAGAAAAGGAUAAAGGGAAAGCAAAAUCUCCCAAGGAGAAGAAGUCUGCAGGUGCCAAGGUUGCCAAGGGAAAGGGAAAGGAUCAGACCGAGUCCAACACGACAGUGAAAAAGGCCACCCAGUUAAAACGGAGGGGAGAAGACGAUGACGCCAAACGUUACAUUGACGAUGAGCCAGAUGAUGGUGCCCAACAUUACAUUAUAGUUGUGGGCUUCAACAAUCCUCAGCUAUUAGCAAUUAUGACUGAGCUUGGCAUUUCUAUAACCAGUGUGAUUAAAAUAUCUUCAGAGAAUUAUGAACCUCUGCAGACACACCUGGCAGCAGUUAGCCAGCAGCAGGAAGCUCUUCUUCAGCCAGAAGAUAUAGAAGCUGAAAAAUUGAAGAAAGAGAGUUCCAUAAAAGAACUUGAAAUUUUCUGGAAGUACUUGGAAUCCAUCCUGAAUAAUGAGAAACCUGAAACAAAUCUCUUUGAUGUCGCUCGACUUGAAUAUAUGGUCAAAGAAGCUGAUUUUCCUUCUGACUGGUCAGACAACGAGUUAAUGCUGGAAUUGGGCACGAAUAUUUUUGAGAAUAUUGCCUGUUUGAUGUAUGACACCCUGGAUUGGAAAAGACAGUACCAACAUUAUUUGGAAAGAAUGCAGCUUAUUAAUGUCCCACAGGUGGUUAAUGAGAAACCUAUCUUGGAAGCCAUGUUGAUUUCUGAGGCUCCACAGUCCGCUGCUCCAACCCCCGGAAAGAAGAAAGCGCAAUAUGAAGAGCCACAAGCUCCAGCAGCAGUGACUGCCUUCAUGACAACUGAUGUAGACAUGAGAUAUUACAAUGACUUGCUGAAUCCAAUUCCGGAGGAAUUCAUUUCUGUGCCCCUGAUCCUGCAUUGUAUGCUAGAACAGGUUGUGGCAACUGAGGAAGACCUUGUUCCACCCAGUCUGCUGGAGCCACCCUGCCGGGCAGAUGGGUUAGACCACAGAAUCGCAGCCCACAUAGUGUCCAUCCUGCCCUCACUCUCUCUCUCAGAGAAGGAAAAAAAGAACCUCUGUGAAGUAUUCUUAUCUGAAGAGGAAUGUGAAAGCAAAGCAGUGCCCAAAGGCCCUCUCCUUCUGAACUAUCAUGAUGCACACGCCCACAAGAAGUGCGCACUGAAGGACCAAAAGAAUUUUGACCCAGUUCAAAUUGAGCAGGAGAUGCAGUCCAAGUUGCCCUUGUGGGAAUUCCUUCAAUUCCCUCUGCCCCCACCAUGGAACAGCACUAAACGUCUAGCUACAAUUCAUGAGCUCAUGCACUUUUGUACAAGUGAAGUCUUGAGCUGGAAUGAAGUAGAACGAGCCUUUAAGGUAUUUACUUUUGAGAGCCUGAAGCUCUCUGAGGUCGACGAACAAGGGACACUAAAGCCUUCUGGGACGAUGUGUGGGACAGAUUCUGAGAUGUUCAACAUACCAUGGGACAACCCUGCCAGAUUUGCCAAACACAUAAGGCAGCAAUACCUCAUGAAAAUGAACACAGAAGCCAAACAGCAAACAGAUUUUGAAUCCAGAGACAGAAUACUGUUUGUGGAUCAGAACUACCCAACUUCUACACAAGAUGAUGACAGCAAUAGAGAACCUUCAGACUCUAGUCAGCGUGAUGCUAGCCAUAGGAAGCCUUCUGACUCAAGUAAUAAGAAACACUUAGGCCCUGAUAACAGAGAGAUGUGGGAGGAGGAGACCAGCACAAAGAUUCAGCCCCAGCCUGAGCCUUUGGAGCAAACCACGAAUAAUGAGAUCAAAGAUGAAGCAGUCACAAAGGCUGAUUCUCUUGAAAAGAAAUCCAAGAAGAUGACAGUGGAAGCAGAUUUAGAAGACAUAAAGAAAACACAGCAGCGCAGUCUAAUGGACUGGAGUUUUACUGAACAUUUUAAACCGAAAGUACUGCUUCAGGUUCUUCAAGAAGCCCAUCAGCAAUAUAGGUGUGUUGAUUCUUAUUACCAUACUCAAGACAACUCUUUACUUUUGGUCUUUCAUAAUCCCAUGAAUACACAACGCCUGCACUGUGAAGACUGGAAUGUCGCUCUGCACUCCAAUGUUGGAUUCAGGAAUUAUUUGGAACUUGUUGCAACAUCUAUUCAAGACUGGAUCACAAAAGAAGAAGCUCUAUAUCAGGAAUCUAAAAUGGCUGAAGAAAUCACUAAGACCAAGGCUGAGCUGGAAUUGAAAUCUUCUGCUAGUGCCAAAAUUGCUUCUUCUAGCAAAAUUUUUACCAUUAAAAAAUCUAAAAGUAACAAAGGAAACAGCAAAACAGAGAUAUCAGAACAAGAAAAAGAAAAAGAAAAAGAGGAUAGGAUUCCUUUCAUUUUAGAAGGCUCUCUUAAGGCAUGGAAAGAAGAACAAGAUCGAUUAGCAGAAGAGGAACGCUUAAGGGAAGAAAAGAAAGCAGAAAAGAAGAGUAAAGAAACUGGUAAAAAGAAGAGCAAGGAUAAAUUAGAGAAAGAAGAUAGAUCUGAGAAGAAAAUAUCUUCUUUCAGGGAGAAAACUAGAGAAGAACUAGUGAAGAUUCCAGAAAACACAGAAGAUCCCCUCCAGCAGCCAGAACUGGAGACAGUUUACGCGUUUCGAGGAUACAAUAUGGGAGAUGUACCCAUCCAAAUUUCAGGGACAAAUUACUAUCUGUAUCCUUCCGAUGGAGGGCAGAUUGAAGUAGAAAAGACAACGUUUGAAAAAGGCCCAACUUUUAUCAAAGUGAAAGUGAAAAAGGACAAGCACAAUUUUAUAAUUCAUUUAAAAGACCCUAAGAAAAUUGUGAAAAAAGAGAAGAAUGAAGAGGAUUAUUCUUCAGAAGAUGAGAAAGAAGAGAGAGAUGAGAAACAAAAUCUUGCAACAGAAGUAUCACAUGCAGAGAACAAAGCCGUCAGCACGUUUGGAUCUUUUUCUGCCACCUUAGAAAAUGGAAUCUGCCUCUCGAUAAGUUACUAUGGAUCAAGUGGAAUGGCACCAGAGGAUAAGGAUCCUAAUUUGGAAACAAUGCUGAACAUCCCUUCAGCACUCACUGCAACAGUGAUUCCUGUUAUAGUGACUGUUCCUCAAGGCAAAGCUAAAGGAAAAAUAAAAGGCAAAGAAAAACCCAAAGAUUCCCUUAAAGAAGAGGAGAUCCCAAAAGAAGAAGAGAAAAAGGAAGAAGUAGAACCAGAAUCUGUUUUACAAGAGACUGUUUAUGUUCCCACCUUCCAAAACCUAAAUGUGUCUUGCCCCAAUGGACUCCUGUUGACCUUCACUGGGCAAGAGUCUACAGGUCAUUAUGUUGUGGAUGAGGAACCCACUUGGGAUAUCAUCGUCCGUCAGAGCUACCCCCAGAGGGUGAAGCACUAUGAGUUCUAUAAAACCGUGAUGCCACCAGUGGAGCAGGAGGCAUCAAGAGUUAUCACCAGUCAAGGCACUGUUGUCAAAUAUAUGUUGGAUGGGUCCACACAGGUUCUCUUUGCAGAUGGUGCUGUGAGCAGUAGUCCUGAUUCAGGACUUAUUUAUCCUCCUCCUGAAAUGCCAACAAGCCCUCACAGUGGAGAUUUGAUGGAUUCAAUUUCUCAGCAAAAAUCAGAAACAGUACCAUCUGAGAUUGCCAUCACAAAGAAAGGAAAAGGUCACAAAAAUCAGUCAUCAAUGGCACAUAAGAAUGAAAUCCAUGAACAUCCCCAAGAAAUAGUUCAAACAGUAACUCCUAUGGAGGGUCACAUGGGUACCUGGUAUACAACCACACCUGAAGGAAACCGGAUUGGCACCAAAGGACUAGAAAGAAUAGAGGAUUUGGCCCCUUUUUUAUCCUUUAAAGCCACAGAUCCUGUCAACGGAACGGUUAUGACAACUCGAGAAGACAAAGUGGUCAUUGUUGAAAAGAAAGAUGGUACUCGGAUAGUGGAUCAUGCUGAUGGUACCAGAAUCACAACCUUUUAUCAAGUUUAUGAAGACCAUCUUAUUUAUCCAGAUUACCAAGAAACAAUCGAAGGUCCUCGGACUGUCACCAGGCAGGUGAAGUGCAUGCGGAUAGAAAACUCACACUAUGCCACCAUUAUCACCAACUGCGAGGACAGUAGCUGUUGUGCCACCUUUGGGGAUGGAACAUCCAUUAUUGCAAAGCCACAGGGAACGUACAAGGUGUUACCUCCAAACACAGGCUGCCUUCAUAUUGAUAGGGAUUGUUCAGCUACAUAUUGCCAUGAAUCGAGCACUGAUAUGUACCAUCCUUUCCAAAAGCGUGAGCAGCUCAGAGCCAGCAGGUACAUUAUGAAGCACACGUCAGAGGUUAUCUGUGAGGUCCUGGAUCCCGAGGGAAACACCUUUCAGGUCAUGGCUGAUGGUCGUGCAUCAACUACACUACUUCAAAAAAAAUUGGAAGAUGAUUUAAAUGUAGAAACUGAGGGCUAUGAUAGUUUGUCGUCUAUUCACCUUCAAAAAAAUCAUCUGCAAGUCUAUGGUGAACAUGUCCCCAGGUUUUUUGUGAUCUAUGCUGAUGGAUCAGGAGUGGAACUUCUUCGAGACAGUGACAUAGAAGAAUAUCUAUCCAUGGCAUAUGGAGAAUCAACGACUGUAGUUCUCCAAGAGCCCAUACAGGAACAGCCGGGUGCCUUGAACAUCACAGUCCUUCGUCCUUUCCAUGAAGCAUCGCCAUGGCAAAUGAAAAAGGAAUUAGAUACAAUUGUUCCUCCUAAUCUCCAGUCAAGGUCAUGGGAAGCAUUUCCCUCUGUUGAGAGGAAAACUCCAGGACCUCCAUUUGGCACUCAGGUUUGGAAGGGCCUUUGCAUUGGGUCCAAACAGCUAGUGAGGGCCCCAGCCCCUGUACUCAAAAGCCCAAAAGUGCUCCAGAUGCGUCAGUUCAUCCAACAUGAAGUCAUAAAGAACGAGGUCAAGCUGAGGCUGCAGGUUUCCCUUAAGGAUUAUAUAAACCAUAUUCUAAAGAAAGAAGAUGAGCUACAGGAAAUGACAGUUAAAGAUUCUAGAACUGAGGAGGAGAGAGGCAAUGCUGCAGAUCUCCUCAAGCUGGUUAUGUCUUUCCCAAAAAUGGAGGAAACUACAAAAAGUCAUGCAACUGAAGUUGCAGCCCACCUAAAUGAUUUAUUCAAGCAAUCUUUGACUGCUGCUUCAGAAUGUCCAACAGACACAUUUGGUAAAGAUUUUUUGGAAAAGAAAUACAGGCACACAGCAACAUCAAAGCACUGGAAAGAAAAGAUAGAACAAAAGAGGAAGGAAAUUGAGGAAACACAAAAUUAUCUAAAGAAUAUUAGGAACUGUAUAAUACCGCCCUAUUUCAAAUCUGAAUUGAGCAAGUCAUAUCAGUCUCAGUAUAAUUAUCUGGACAGCCUUUCCAAAAAACUACCUUCUUUUACAAAGAAAGAUGAAGAUGCAAACAAAACAAUGCUUCAAGACACAGCUGAUCUUCAUCCAGAUCCCAAGCCAUGUAAGGCUUCAGAACAGAAAUCCUCAAAGAUGCUUAGUCUUCCAAAAUCAAAGAUUUCUGAGGAUAUCAAGGAGUCCGUCAACCAGAACCAACCUGAAAAUGUAAGAUCUACUGAAGAACCAGAAUCUUUUGUGCCCGUGAAAAUUCCUACCCAGUCAUUGCUGCAGGAUGUUGCAGGACAAGCAAGAAAAGAAAAGGUGAAGUUGCCUUAUUAUUUGCUGAGUUCCAAGCCGGAGUCUCAACCUCUCACAAAGGUGCAAGAUUCUGUUGGAGGAAAAGUGAACACAUCCUCUGUUGCAUCAGCUGCUAUUAAUAAUGCAAAGUCAUCUCUUUUUGGGUUCCAUCUUCUCCCAUCCUCAGUGAACUUUGGAGUGCUUAAAGAAGGACAUACCUACGAAACCACUGUAAAGCUCAGGAAUGUUGGAGUGGACUUCUGCAGGUUUAGGGUGAAGCAGCCCCCACCCAGCACAGGACUGAAAGUGACUUAUAAACCUGGGCCUGUGGCAGCUGGUUUGCAGGCAGAACUGAAGGUGGAAUUAUUUGCCAUGGCUCUUGGAGAGGAAGGCGCCAAGGGAUCAGUGCACAUCGCUCACAAUAUUGAGAUUAUGACUGAGCAUGAUGUUCUGCUCUUACCUGUGGAAGCAACAGUUUUAACAAGCAGCAAUUAUGAUAAGCGACCAAAAGAUUUUCCCCAGGGAAAAGAAAAUCCCAUGGUCCAGAGGACUUCCACAAUUUCUUCCUCUGCACUUGGAGUCUUCAUGUCUCAUCAAGUUUCUCCACAUUAGGUCCAUUUCUUCUCGGUAUAGCUCAAUAGCCUCCAUGAUCCUUUCAGCCUACACAGAUGAUGACAAAGGAAAGAAAUCAUCACAACACUCUCCA
Galeopterus variegatus (Sunda flying lemur) is the source of this 6464-nucleotide messenger RNA. RefSeq names its product sperm associated antigen 17 (gene SPAG17). Bases 20 to 6370 code for a protein of 2116 amino acids. The record is from RefSeq and is a predicted model, not a curated record. The transcript has 46 exons. Lineage: Eukaryota; Metazoa; Chordata; Mammalia; Dermoptera; Cynocephalidae. Gene Ontology annotation, cellular component: axonemal central apparatus. Gene Ontology annotation, biological process: epithelial cilium movement involved in extracellular fluid movement; axonemal central apparatus assembly.